Aedes aegypti (yellow fever mosquito) is the source of this 2391-nucleotide messenger RNA. RefSeq names its product ATP-binding cassette sub-family E member 1 (gene pix). Bases 110 to 1939 code for a protein of 609 amino acids. The record is from RefSeq and is a predicted model, not a curated record. The transcript is spliced from 5 exons. Gene Ontology annotation, biological process: translational termination; ribosomal subunit export from nucleus; translational initiation. Gene Ontology annotation, molecular function: ATP hydrolysis activity; ribosomal small subunit binding; iron ion binding. NCBI's taxonomy places the organism in Eukaryota, Metazoa, Arthropoda, Insecta, Diptera, Culicidae.
ACGUCAACUUGAGUUGUCAUCGUAUUUUGCUUUGAUCUUUUCGUCGCGAAAAUCCCGUCUGACACGCACGAACUUUCGUUCCUGUCCGAAAUCCGUGAAUUUCGACAGAAUGUCGCGAAACCGAGCAGCCGAGGAAACAGACAAGCAGACGCGUAUUGCCAUCGUCAGUUCCGACAAGUGCAAGCCGAAACGAUGCCGCCAGGAGUGCAAGAAGUCCUGUCCGGUGGUCCGGAUGGGCAAACUGUGCAUCGAAGUCGCAAUGGAUUCGAAAAUUGCGUCCCUCUCGGAGGAACUUUGCAUCGGAUGUGGUAUUUGUGUGAAGAAAUGCCCAUUUGAAGCCAUCACCAUCAUCAACAUCCCGAGUAACUUGGACAAACAUACGACUCAUCGUUACUCGAAGAACUCGUUCAAGCUGCAUCGUUUGCCGAUUCCUCGACCGGGAGAAGUGCUGGGAUUGGUUGGCCAGAACGGUAUCGGUAAAUCCACUGCGCUGAAGAUUUUGGCUGGAAAGCUCAAGCCAAAUCUGGGACGCUAUUCCGAUCCUCCGGAUUGGAGCGAAAUUUUGGCCCACUUCAGAGGCAACGAAUUGCAGAACUAUUUCACCAAGAUUCUGGAAGACAGUCUGCGGGCUUUGAUCAAGCCCCAGUAUGUGGAUCAGAUCCCGAAGGCGGUCAAGGGCACAGUUGCGGCUCUGCUGGACAAAAAGGAUGAACGAAACAAUCAGAAGGAAAUCUGCGCAAUGUUGGAUCUGACCAACAUUCGGGAUCGGGAGAUUCAAGCGUUGUCUGGAGGAGAACUGCAGCGUUUUGCCUGCGCCAUGGUUUGCAUCCAGGAUGGGGACAUUUUCAUGUUCGACGAGCCAUCUUCCUAUUUGGAUGUGAAGCAACGUUUGAACUGUGCUUUGACCAUUCGUUCCCUGAUCCACCCGGACAAGUUUAUCAUCGUUGUCGAGCACGAUUUGUCCGUCCUGGAUUAUCUGUCUGAUUUCAUCUGCUGUCUUUAUGGAGUUCCUGGAUGUUACGGUGUAGUUACUAUGCCUUUCUCCGUUCGCGAAGGCAUCAAUAUCUUCUUAGACGGUUAUGUUCACACCGAGAAUAUGCGUUUCCGUACUGAAUCGUUGACCUUCAAGGUAUCGGAAUCGGCUUCGGAAGAGGAAAUCAAAAGAACUUGCCACUACGUUUACCCAUCGAUGAAAAAGAAGCUAGGUGGUUUUACGCUGACCGUCAACGAUGGUCAGUUCAGCGAUUCCGAAAUCAUUGUGCUUCUGGGUGAGAACGGUACUGGUAAGACCACUUUCAUUCGAAUGUUGGCCGGUAAUCUGGAGCCGGAUGAGGAGUCUGAAAAGUUGCCCUGCUUAAACAUUUCCUACAAGCCACAGAAGAUCUCACCCAAGAGUCAAGGAACGGUUCGUUGGUUGCUGCAUGAGAAAAUCCGGGACGCUUACGUGCACCCACAGUUUAUCGCCGACGUUAUGAAGCCAAUGAAGAUCGAGGAAAUUAUGGACCAGGAGGUGCAGAAUCUCUCCGGAGGUGAAUUGCAACGUGUUGCUCUUGUUCUGUGCUUGGGUAAACCUGCCGACGUGUAUCUGAUUGAUGAGCCUUCGGCUUACCUGGACUCCGAGCAACGUCUUAUUGCGGCUAAGGUUAUUAAGAGAUACAUCCUCCACGCCAAGAAGACCGGUUUCGUGGUGGAGCACGAUUUCAUUAUGGCAACUUAUCUGGCCGAUCGGGUUAUCGUGUUCGAGGGAAAACCAUCCGUCGAUACGACCGCGCACACGCCUCAAUCCCUGCUGAACGGAAUGAACCGCUUCCUGGAACUGCUGGAGAUCACAUUCCGACGGGACCCGAACAACUUCAGGCCCAGAAUCAACAAGACGAACUCGGUUAAGGAUACGGAGCAGAAGCGCGCAGGUCAAUACUUCUUCUACGAAGAGUCUUAAAUUCCACCGGGCGCGCACCUUUAGAAGCCUCUUCAACUGGUAUUAGUCUGAGCCGGGAGCUGUCUCGUUUUACCCCAUGGAAGGAAAAUUGUAUUCAUUUUUUAAACCCUACUACAAUCAGCGAUCACGCUUGUAUUCUCUUUUGGAUGGAAUAAAGAAGCAGAAAAAUGUUGCAAAAAGGCGAAAAAUUGUGGAAGUAUCGUAUGAUGAACCAGAAGCCAUCGAAAAUGUAAUAGAACGAUGUACCCGAUUUGUAUUCAAUUGUAGAAUGUUUAUUUAAAUCCUGUUCUUGAAAAUCAGUUGUAGGACGAGUUGAAAAGUUUUCGCAAAAAGGCAGCAUUGAUUACGAACUGCUCCGAAAAAUUGGGAAGUUAGUGUUUUACUUAUGAUAAAAAGUGAAUUUAUUGUUUAUGCUUCUUACUAUUUGUAGAAUAAAUCUGGUAAAAAUGACA